Dioscorea cayenensis subsp. rotundata (Guinea yam) is the source of this 1060-nucleotide messenger RNA. RefSeq lists its product as uncharacterized. The record is from RefSeq and is a predicted model, not a curated record. NCBI's taxonomy places the organism in Eukaryota, Viridiplantae, Streptophyta, Magnoliopsida, Dioscoreales, Dioscoreaceae. The coding region runs from base 339 to 671 and encodes 110 amino acids. The transcript is spliced from 4 exons.
CUCACUCUCUUUUUCUCAACGCUUCCAUCCAUCGCACCAUAUCACUGGAACCUCCAUCCAAGGUAUGAAUCCACAUCCUUCGUUAACAUCUCCAUUUGCUAGGGCAUUUCCAUCCGGCGAGAGUAGAGAUCCGGGAAAGUGAAGAUGGAGAUGAGGAGGCCAAUAGUGGUGGUGGUUGAAGGGUGAAAAGAGAGGAGGAUGACGAGAGAGAGAGAGAGAGAGGAGUGGGAGAGUGAUGGGCGGUAGUAUAGCUAGAACUUCGCCAGAAGGUCGUUGAAAAGGAUCGCUCCAUUGCUGGGCUCCAGGAAGGCUCUCGUAUCUCGAGCACGGUUUUCAGGAUGCCGAUGCUCGGCUCCAUUCCGUUCUUGAGGAGAAUGUGGGAUGCUUAUUUGAUUUCUUUUGAGUUUUUUUCGUUGAUUGAUAUUCUGAUUUUUGGCCUUGUUUUUGGGGUUUUGAAGACUAAGCUGUUAAAGGAGCGUGAUUUACGUGCUCUGACUUUGAAGAAAUUGGCCAGAGAUUUGGUGAAGCAUAUUUGCCAAGGCCGAAAAGGUGAGCUUGUGUGUGUUCAAGUUGUAAGUCCAGGACUUCAUGUUCUUACUAAUGCUAGACUGGAUACUCCAUGGCAUAAGGCACAAGUACUUGGUGAGAGUUUGAAGGAGGUAGAGGAGUAAUGGAGAUAAAGAAAUUGCUUCAAAGGAGAUGGUGGAGAAGUCGAUGGGAAACAGAGUGAAGGCUAAGAAGGAUAGGUUGCCAAACACUGGGUGUGACUGUGAUUGGGAACACAAUGAGUUAAAUCUUUGUUGAAACGGAUACCAUACUGGCAAUUAUAUAUAUAUACAUAUAUAUAUUAUUUUGAUGAAACUUGUUAUGGUUUUUUUUUCUUUUAAAUUUAAUAUUUUGAGGGGAAAACAGGGAGUGUUUGGGACAAGGAGUAUAGGGGUAUUGGCAGUGAAUUCAGAUGCAGAAGCAUGUUUCUAUGAGAAGUAUUUGGAGGAAGGAGUGUGGAAAGAGCAUAGUGUGCAGUACCAUUUAGAUGUUUGAUUGAUUUAUGUUUUUUGUA